AUGGCCGGGCCCACCCCAGGGCCUGGCCGGCGCUGGGCAGGAUCAGCCGCGGGGUCAGGACAGCGUGAGGAACUUCGGGAAAUCGUCAUAGAUGCUAUGCAUCUUAUAGAGGACCAAAAGGACAAGAAAUACCUGAAUGAGUCUCUGAAGGAAGCUGUCGACACAAUCUGGAAGAAGCUGAGCCAGCUGGAGAAAGGAUUCCAGCUAGCUGCCCGUGUCUUCCAGUGUGCAACCUGCCGCUUCGAGGACUGCCAGUUUGCCCUGGACUGUCCAGUGCAGGACCUGUUGACCUACACAGAUGAAACCAUUGUGCUGCACUGCAGUGUGCCUUUCAGCAUCCCCGCUGGCCUGCCCGUCACCUGGCUGUUUGUCCCAAAUCUGCGCACACAGGACAUGACACUGUUCAAGGAGCUGAAGGGGAAUCCAGAGAAGCCCUUCAGCCUGACCAUUGAGGAACCUGCUCCGGGAACCGUUGCCUGUAGCCUGGGGGAACCUUCCAAGCCCAUUAUCCGCAAGUUCUUCUACCUGAAUGGGCCAUCUGGCAACGCUUCUGUGUCCGUCACACAAGCCACAGACGUGGACAUCAGGGCAUUAAAACCAGCUCAGUGUCUUCUGCUCCUCGCUUCCCUGCUCAUCUUCGCUGCACCAGGCCAAUCUGUGCACACACAAACUCUCAACACCUUCAAGAAAUCUCCUUCCAACAAUUCGAGUGUUCUGAAGAGAACCACUUGGCCCAGGGACUGCAGUGAGGUCCCUGCUGACAGCCCCAGUGGUGUCUACAUCAUCCAGCCCACGGGACUGCAUCCCAUCAUGGUGUACUGCGAGCUGGGAGGGGCAGACAGGGGCUGGACCGUCAUCCAGAGGAACCGGCAGGACACGGAUAUCACCUGGGCUGAGUCCUGGAGCACCUACAAACACGGCUUUGGGAACGUGCACGCUGAGUUCUGGCUGGGCACCGAGUACAUCCACCAGAUCACCAGGCAGAAGAUCUACCGGGUCAGGUUUGUCAUCUGGGAUGCCUCAAACAACAAGAAGUUCGCAGACUACAACCUGUUCAGCCUGGAUGAUGAGUCCCAGGGCUACCGGCUCCGGCUGGGAGCGCACUCAGGGACAGCAGAGGAUGCCAUGGACUCAGACAAUCCCAGGAAAGUGCACAACAACAUGAAGUUCUCCACAAAGGAUCGGGAUCAGGAUACUUACAGAGGGAACUGUGCCUCACGCUAUGGGGGUGGGUGGUGGUACUCGGCGUGUUACUCUGUGCAGCUGAACGUCAGGGGGGGCCUGACAUGGGGCAGCCUGUGCAAGGGGAACUGCAGAGCCUCGGCCAUCCUCAUCAAACCAGCUUCAUACCACUAG
Molecule: messenger RNA, 1356 nt
Organism: Sturnus vulgaris (Common starling)
Lineage: Eukaryota; Metazoa; Chordata; Aves; Passeriformes; Sturnidae
Source: RefSeq, a predicted model, not a curated record